AUGAAGCUGGCGAAGCUGAGCUCAUACAAGGCGGCGAUGGGGAUCAUGCGAGCGAGAAAGACCUUGAAGCCAGAGGAAGAGACGAGAGACCAUGACGCUUAUGCCAGACUCUACAGCGAGCAAAAGGUCGAGUACGCGGACAGCAAGUUCCUCCGCGUUGGAGAGGAGGAGGUGCACUACCUGGAGGCGCUGCCAGCAGAAGGCGAAGCGCCCGACGUCGCUGUCGUGUGCGUGCAUGACUUCGGAGCAUUGUGCUCCUCCUAUCGGAACGGAGAGAAGGAAUCCUGA
This is a messenger RNA of Guillardia theta CCMP2712, 288 nucleotides long. RefSeq lists its product as hypothetical. The record is from RefSeq and is a predicted model, not a curated record. Bases 1 to 288 code for a protein of 95 amino acids. The transcript has 3 exons. Lineage: Eukaryota; Cryptophyceae; Pyrenomonadales; Geminigeraceae.